AUACUACUACUCUCACUCUCUCACUAUUCUUAUUUCUUCUCCGUUCACAAAACCCCCCUUCUGAUUCGACUAAUAAACCCUCAUCAUCUAUGGAUACAACUACAACAACAGCAGUUUCCCCAAAUCUUCUUCUUCUUGAUUCACUCUCGCUUUCUUCUUGUUUUCCUUCUCCAUCAAAAUCAAACCUCCCCCUUCUUAAACCACCACAAAACCCACCCGAUUUUCUAAACUCAAUUAACGAACUCAGUGAGUUAUCAGCUGCAUUAUCAGCAUUUUUACACGACUUUCAUGACUUGCAUAAUCAUAUUACUUCCGUUACUUCCGCUAUUGACGCUCAACUGCCGCCUCAUCUCCUCCUCCUCAAUACUACUACUUCUACUGAAGCGAUAUGUGCGGAACGGAACCCUAACGGAACGGAAAAAAGUAACGGUGACGAGACACUUGAGAAUAAUAAUGAUGUAGACGAUGAUUUGAGGAAGGUUCUAGAAGAAUCGAAUGAUAAGUUAGACGGAAUUGAUGUAUUGGAGGAGAAGAACAAGGUGAAUGAAGAAGAUAUUGGUAUAUGGGAUAUGAUUGAGGAUGUUGAUUGUUAUUAUAAUGCUCUAUUCAAGAAGAAAAUGAAGAAUAAGCGCAAGGAAGGGGAUAUUAUUGACAAGAUAAACAUUUUGUUGAAGAAGGAUCCCGAAAAGAGUGUUAGUUUUGAGGAGGCAGGAGAAAUCGAUACAUCGAAGGAGGAUGGGGAAAUUGAGACAUUGGAGGACGGAGAGAUCGAUACGUUGGAGAAUGGAAAAAUUGAUAAGUUGAAGGAAAAGGAUAGGGAAGUUGAUGUAUCAAAGGAGAAGCAUAAAGAAAUUGACAUAUCAAAGGAGGACGGAGAAAUUGAGCUGGAGGAUGGGGAAAUCGAUAUGUCUAAGGAGUGUGAUGAAAUCAAUGUAUCAAAGAGAAAUCGAAAUGAAAUUCAUAUGUUGAAGAAGCAUAAAUAUAGAGAGGCUGAUGAAAACAAAAUUGAUAUGUGGGAGAAGAAGCAUAAAUAUAGAGAGGCUGAUGAAAACCGCAUCUCAAACAAGAAGCAUGAAAGAUCCUGUAUUUCAAAGAGGAAACAUGAACAAAGUGAGAGGCAUAUAGAAAUUGAUAAAGGGAGGAAGAAGCAUGAAGAGAUUGAUAAAUCGAAGAGCAGGAAGAAGCAUGAAGAAGAUUAUAUAUUAAAGAAAAAGCAUGAAGAAGUUGGUAACUUGAAGAAGAAGGAUGAACAGAUCGAAAAGAAGAAGAAUCAUGAUCAAACUGAUGCUUUUAAAAGGCCUGCAGAAAUUAUUGUAUUGAAGAAGCCUGAAAUAAGUGAUACCUUGUGGAAACCUGAAGCAGAAAUCGAUAUAUUAAAGAAGCCCAAAGAAAGGGAAACGCCGAAGGAGGAUGGAGAGGAUGAUACUUUCAACAGGCCUGCAGAAAAUGAUGGAUCAAAGAAACCUCAAGAAGAAACUGAUGCUUCAAAGAAACUUGUAGAAAAUGAUAUAUUGAAUAAGCUUGAAGAAAUAAAUGUACCAAAGGAACCUCAAGAAGAAACUGAUGCAUCAAACUACCCUGUAGAAAUCGAUAUAUUGAAUGAGCCUGAAGAAUGUGAUGUAUCGAAGAAACCUCUAGAAGAAACAGAUGCAAUAAAGAAACCCGUAGAAAUUGAUAUAUUACAUCAGCCUGAAGAAGGCGAUGUAUUGAAUAAACCAGAAGAAAUUAAUGUAUCGAAGAAGCCUGAUGAAAUUGACUUAUCAAAUAAGCCUGAAGAAAUUGAUGUACCGAAUAAACCUGAAGAACUUGAUGUGCCGAAUAAAGCUGAUGAAAUUGAUGCAUCAAGGAAGCCUGCAAUUUCCGUUUUAGAAUUCUUGUGUGAAAAAAUGUUUGCCAAGGAAAUGAAGAAGCAUGUAGUGGAUAAUAUUUCAAUAAUGAAUUCACUCCAUCAAGAAAUCGCAAAGGCAUUGAAGCUAGCUAGAAAUCCUGCGAAACUUGUAUUGGACAGCAUUGGCAGGUUUUUCUUACAGGCCAGUAGUGCAUACCACUAUGGAGAAUCUAGGCACCAGCAGAUUGCAGUAAGGCAGGCUUCAGUUUUGAUUUUGGAAUGUUUUGCGAUGAUAAGUAGUGAUGGCAUUGAGAUCACAGAAGAAGAUAAAGAAUAUGCAGCGAAUGCUACUAUUGAUUGGAGAAAACGGAUGCUCAAGGAAGGUGGUUGGAUAAACACGGAGGUGGUUGAUGCCAGGGGAUUGCUUCUGUUUAUUAGUGGGUUUGGGAUUCCAGAUGGUGUUUUCUCCAAUGAGGAUUUAAGGGAUUUGAUUAGGGCUAGUAAUGUGAAUGAAAUAUCCAAUGCACUUCGUCGUUCGGCUAUUCUUAUCCAAAAGCUUCCAGAAGUAAUUGAUUGGAUGGUGAAGAGUAAUCUUGAAAUUGAAGCUGCUGACGUUGUCUAUACUUUCGGGUUGGAGGAUAAGUGCCACCCUGAGGCCAUGUUGAUGACAUUCCUGCACAAGAAAAUUACACACACUCAAAAUGGAUCUUCUUUACAAGUGUAUACAGCAACGCUGCAGCAGUUAUCUGAUUUGAAAUCCGUACGGAGAUGUUUGAAAACUCACAAGAGUGAUCCCUCAAAGUUCCUUCCUGGCUUCAACAUUAAUGAAAAAAUCGAACAACUGGAGAAAGUAAUAAAUGAGCUAGAUUUGAAGACGACUGAAGAAAAGUCAACACUAAAGAGGAAAGAAAAAGAAACCGAGUUUUCAAAUGAUCCGAACAAUCAACAGCAAGCCAAACGUAGUUGUUGUAGUCAUGAAAGUUUGCCACAUGAGCAGAAUCCCCAUGACCACUAUGACACACACCCAUAUAAUCUAUCAACACUAAUUCACGGCUACUUUGACCAAGACCUUUAUAAUUCUUAUGUUACAACCUAUUCCGCUUCAUCUGCAUUUAGUGCACCUGUACUGCCCCCACACAUAACUAGCUCAGUGCCUGCUGGUUUCUAUGCCCCCUGUGUUUAUGGUGGACCUGUUGCUGAACCAAUGCCUCACACGAAUAACCCUUGGCCUUAUGUGGGUCAACCAUAUUCUAGUUCAUUCCCAAGAUUGCCGAACUAUAUCCCGCCAAAUGGCUUGUUUGAAAGGCGGGUCCCAUCUUCUGAUCUUUACAAGUUCGCUGAUACGGUUGUUGAAAGGGGAUCUCACCGUGGUAGGGGGUAGCAGUAUCACAACCUCUUCUUACCUGUACUAAACAUAUCUUAUUUUUGGUAAAAGCUAGUUGCUGAUGCAUAUCAUAGUAUAGUUAGUUAAUGUUCGUAGGGCAUUUCUAACUUGUUUCUUUUGGUAGUUUCCAUACUUGGCUUAUAAAAAAUCAAAAAAUGUUACUAGAUGAGUAGAUGCUCAGUUCUUGUUUUUGAAAA
Molecule: messenger RNA, 3409 nt
Organism: Erigeron canadensis
Lineage: Eukaryota; Viridiplantae; Streptophyta; Magnoliopsida; Asterales; Asteraceae
Exons: 4
Coding region: 90-3209 (1039 amino acids)
Source: RefSeq, a predicted model, not a curated record